Molecule: messenger RNA, 3547 nt
Organism: Thunnus maccoyii (southern bluefin tuna)
Lineage: Eukaryota; Metazoa; Chordata; Actinopteri; Scombriformes; Scombridae
Gene: b4galnt1a
Product: beta-1,4-N-acetyl-galactosaminyl transferase 1a
Exons: 11
Coding region: 64-1770 (568 amino acids)
Biological process (GO): ganglioside biosynthetic process
Cellular component (GO): Golgi membrane
Molecular function (GO): hexosyltransferase activity
Source: RefSeq, a predicted model, not a curated record
CGGUAACGUGACAGCUUAUCCGGCACCUGGAGUUUCCACCGGAAGUGCCUUUCUCAACACCACAUGCGCAUGAACCCAUGGACGCGCCUCUCCCUAACCAAGGCAGCUGUCAGCCAAAGUCCAACAGGAGCUGAAUUGGGAGGUGCGGAAAGUAUUUAUCCAACUGAAACAGCAACAAUGCGUGCCUGCAAUAAGAAGAGUUUUGGACUGAUUGUGAUCAGUGGACUUGUGCUGCUAGCCCUGUUUCAUGCUUGGAGCCCAGGGACCAGCUCAGAAGUUGACAUACAGCCAAGACAGGGGAGUGCAAUAGAGAAACUCCUUGAGGAGAAGAUUCAAAAAACCAUCAGUGGCUAUCCUAACAUUGCCUACCAUAUAAAGGAGGAUGUGGCAUGUCGCUUGGCAAAAAACACAUGUGUAUGUCUGGCUGAUAAGGAGACCUUUCACCUGCCUUUCUCCAAUCUACUCUUCCCACGUGUGUGGGCCCACAAGCUCGACCUUGCAUUCUUAGAAUCCCAUCCAGACCCAGAAGGUGUAAAGCGUCACAGAGCUCAGGAGUACAGCAGCUUUCAGAAGAGGUCCUACAAUCCUGCAGAUGUGCCCAUUAUAGCUGAGGCCAACAGUCCUCUUCAGUAUCCUACCCAGGGUGUGGAGGUGCGACCCCUCAAAACCAUCUUCAUUCCUGGUUUGAGUCUUAAAGAAAAAAAAAGAUCUAACUACACGGUAUAUUUGACAGCAACAAUGGGGAUUUUUGAUGUUGCUGCUACAGUAGACAAGGUCUCUGUUAAAGGAGAGGGAGAGAAGCACAUGAUACUUUCGAGUCCUCUUCUCUCUGCUCUGAACAAGCAGCUACAGUUCGUCACCUAUACAAACACUGUGUUCCAUCCCAGUACAGCAGAUACAGUUCAGUUUGCAACUGAAGGUCACCAGUCAUUUUUCACCAUUAAAGUUGGACACAGAAUUAUCCCAAAACUUUACAACUCUGGAUACCAAAGAGAGUACAAUAUUAGUGCUCUUGUUACCAUAGCCACCAAGACCUUUCUGCGCUAUGACAAGCUCAAAGUACUCAUUGACAGCAUACGGCAAUAUUAUCCAACCGUCACCAUAGUGAUAGCAGAUGAUAAUAAAGAGCCUCAGCAGGUGACUGGGCCUCACAUUGAACAAUACAUCAUGCCAUUUGGAAAGGGUUGGUUUGCGGGAAGAAACUUGGCAGUGUCUCAAGUGACCACCAAGUAUGUGCUCUGGGUGGAUGAUGAUUUUAUCUUCACUGCAAACACCAAGCUGGAGAGGAUGGUGGACAUCCUAGAGAAGACCACCUUGGAUCUGGUUGGUGGUGCAGUGAGAGAGGUGACAGGUUACACUGCAACAUACCGUCACACCAUUUCAGUGGAAGAGGGAGGAGAAGAGGGUGACUGUUUACAUAUUAGACAAGGCUACUAUCAUGUCAUUGAGGGAUUUCCCAAUUGCGUGGUGGCUGAUGCUGUCAUCAACUUCUUCAUGGGGAGGACAGACAAGGUGCAGCAGGUGGGCUUUAACCCCCGCCUGGCACGGCGCGGUCAUCUGGAGUUCUUCAUCGACGCACUGGGCUCCCUCCACAUUGGCUCCUGUCAUGAUGUCAUUAUAAACCACACGUCAAAGAUUCAACUACCUUGGACUAAAUCAGACUCACAAAAGGCUUAUGAGAAAUUCCGCUACUCCCCCAGUACUGAAAAUAACCUUUAUAACGAAGUCUUCUAUUUCAAGAACAGGUUCAAGUGCAUGACCAGUCAGUGAAACCUGCGCUUUUACUUGUGUGUUUGCUGCUUUAAUUUGAGGACAGAUGGGAAAUUGUUGUUUUCAGGUAAAUUUAAGACAAAAAUUGAACGUUGUAUUUUACAGCUUGUUUACUGCCUAAAGACUUGCUGUUGUGUGGACAAAUUUUGUUCUGUGAAGAGAAUAUGGUUCUUUGGUGUAUAGAGAGAAAUCAAAGGAUCCUAUCCUAACCACUAACCUCCAUAUGUAGUAUUUGCCCACUACAAUAUGCACUAAAAAUGCCAUGUUUCUGGCCAUAGUAGCAUGCUGGCAAUGUUUGUACAGAGAUUUGUGGUCUGCAAAGGAUGGAUCCUACCGACUUUGUGGAUCCACUGAUUUUUUUCCUCUUGGGCCACCAUUCAGAAAUGUAUUUCCCAUUAAAUGUGGUAUAGAUGAUCAUGGUGCCCAGAGGAUAAAUUCUAGUGACUUUGAUGAUUCCCGAGCUUUUUCACUAACACAACAUGUGAAUGUUAAGUGUUUUUUAGUGAAAUGUCUCAAUAACUGUUAAACUGAUUGCCAUAAAAAUUGGUACACGCAAUCUCACUCAGGAUUAAAUGUAAUAAUAAACCCCUGACUUUUUAUCUAGUGCCACCAUCAGGUCAAAAUUUCAGUUUAUCCAAUAUUUUGGUUUAUGACCAAAGACUUAAUGUCAUUCUCAUCACUUUCAGCUGUACUUUGUGUUUAAUGCUAAUUAAAAAUGUUAGUAGGCUGACAUGGUGACAUUAGCAUUUAGAUCAAAGCUCCACAGUGCCUAUGUACAGCUGGCGGAUGUUAAAUAGUAAUUCACCACAGAGACAUUAGUGGCUGGGAUGUAAUGUGGCUGCACAUAAUAAUUCAUACAAGACAUAGUGAACCAGUAAUCGUCUAUGUUGAGGCUUAACUUUUUUGUUUAGUUUUGGGGGGGGGGGGGGUUGUUUUGUUUUGUUUUGUUUUGUUUUGGGUCAAAGUUUCAUUGGCACACCACUACCUCUUAGAAUGGCAGCAGCUGGGUAUUUCAAAUUAUAAACAUCUAAUCUUCUAUCUAUGUCCCUUUUUACAAUAUUUCAGUGACAUAUUUAUUUUGAUAUUUUGAUUUGUUAAUUAUUUUCAUAAGCAAUUGGUAGGCUAGAUGAUACAUAUAAUUAAAAUUAUUUGACUUAGCACAAUUUAAAUAAAUACAUGCUAUUUAUUGAGCAAAACUUACAUUAUAUGUGUAUCUUGGUGUCUCAAUCACGUACAUCUUCCCACUCUGAAAUUAUAGCAUCAUCACUGUAAUGGACGCUAUAAGGAAAGGAGCAUCCAUAUCUGAAAAGGAGCUCAAAGAGAAGGUACAUUUAAAAGCACUUGGUCUUGAUCCAGUUACUUCAACUUUAUAGUUUGAAGUUCCAAGUUUGUAGCUUUGUAAUUAAAAAACGUGUAUAAAAAAGAAACUAUUACUUACUAUUUUAAGCCACUUAAAGGUUGAGACUCAUCAUGAAUCAAAUUCAAACUCUGUUGUCCCAAUAAAAAGAACAUGGCCCAAGGCUUUAUUGUGGUCCGCUACUCAGGGAACAUUUAUGUUUAUAAACUGUUUUUGAAUGUAUGUAAAAAUGUAUAUAAAGGUUUUAAGGGGAGUGUUUACAUUGCACUGUUGUACAAUUAACGAAUGGAUUUUGUUUGUAUUUUGCUUUUUAAAUAAUAAAAGUAAGGAAAUAAUAGCCUGUAAUGAAAUGCUAUUGAUAGUAAUUGUAUUCUUUGGAGACACACUGAAAUUAAAUUACCCUUUUGCCAAAUAAUUGAA